AUGGGCAGGCUCACAACUGGCCCACUGGUCUGGUCAUGCAUCAGACAGCAUGUUGUGUCUCAUAAGAGGGUCCUCUUCAGUACUGCUUCUCCGCUCUUGAAGAGUCCUCGAAAACCAACCAGGAGUCCACCAAUUCAAGUUGUCCACCACAAAUAUCAACAACACCAGCAGCAACGCCUGGCCCAGGAACAUGCCACAUCCGACAGUCAAGAACUGGUCCCUCUUCCCGACCAAGAAACCGCAGUAGAGACUGCUCCCAGGGUCAACGUACCUCUGCGAGUAAUUCCGAAAGCUCAGGUCGCUCCCAAUCUCAGACUCACCCCGAAAGAAAGACUGCAUAUUGAGCAGCUCACAAGGGUCACACCUCGACCAUCCGCACCACCAGUGUAUAAGAGACGGUUGCGCAUUUACAGUGCAGGCAAUCCUCGCAUAUACUUCAUCAUCAUCUCUCGCUUUGCCGCUGUGUGUGCCUUGAGCUUCUCCACGGUCUUGUUUGUCCCAGCCUAUAUUGCUGCUGGCACUCCGUUAUAUGUUGUAGCUGGAGGUAAACUUCCCCUUGGAUUUUCGACUGAAGAAUCUUUGCUCAUUCAAUUAGCUUGGCUUGCAAGCGCUGGCACUUUCGCCUAUGUCAAUUGGAGUUUGCGUCCCUUUGUCACCGAAGUGUUCCUGCAGCUGCCCGAAUACGCUCAGAGUACUCCAAAGGCCGCAAUGGAAUAUGCAAAGAAACUCCCAGAUCAGGCUAUGCUGGAUAUCAGAUUCCUUAGAUUGACUGCCAUCACUGAUGUUGUCUCGUUGAGAUUGUCUCAGACAAUGCCUGCUCGAAGUAUCUUCAGACCUGUAUCGUUCGAAUGGAUGGCCGCCUAUGUCCAAGCUAGUCGUUUUUGGAAGCCAACCCCUACUCAAUUCUAUGUUCGAACUGAGUCUGCGAAAGGCAGAGCGGCUCGAAACACGACCCCAGGCAUAUGGAGCAAAGUCUAUGAAAGACUUACGGGAGUUAAGCCUGAUGCAAGGUCAAGAUGGCAACGUUGA
Messenger RNA from Exophiala bonariae, 1029 nucleotides. RefSeq lists its product as uncharacterized. Bases 1 to 1029 code for a protein of 342 amino acids. The record is from RefSeq and is a predicted model, not a curated record. The transcript has 2 exons. NCBI's taxonomy places the organism in Eukaryota, Fungi, Ascomycota, Eurotiomycetes, Chaetothyriales, Herpotrichiellaceae.